This is a messenger RNA of Insectozyma verbasci, 645 nucleotides long. The record is from the annotation of a GenBank genome assembly. Lineage: Eukaryota; Fungi; Ascomycota; Pichiomycetes; Serinales; Debaryomycetaceae.
AUGGCAGAUAAAUUUCCAGAAAUAGAAACAGAAGGAGAUUUAAAUAAUGAAUUUUCAUCAGACUUUUUAUCUCGUGAAAAAGAAGUAUUAGGAGAUGAAUUUACAACAGAUCAAGAUAAACAAGUAUAUGAAAAUUCAGAAGAUGAUGAAAUAAAUGAGUUUAAAGAACAAUUUCCACAAGUAGAAAAUAAUGAAGAACAACAACCACAAACCCAAAAUUCCGAUGAUGAAUUUGAAGGGUUUGAAUCUUCUAAAUCUAAUGAUGUCGAUUUAUCAUCAUCACAACCAAUUAAAGAAUGGAAACACAGAAGAGAUUUAGAAAUUCAACAACGUGAAAAAGUAAAUGAGAAGAAAAAAAAUGAUAUUCUUGAAAAAGCUCAAAGUACAAUUGAUGAUUUUUAUGAAAAUUAUAACUUAAAAAAAGAAAACCAUUCUAAAGAUUUAAAGAAAGAAAUUGAGGAAUUUAUUUCAAAAAGGGAUAAUUUUUUAAAAAAUGGUACGUUAUGGGAUAGGGUAAAUGAAUUAAUUGAUAAUGUUGGUGAAUUGCCUGAAACCGAUGAUACUAGAGAUAAAUCAAAAUUUAAAGAAUUGUUGAAGAAGUUGAAAGGGAAGGAUAAUGUACCUGGUGCUGCUGGAUAUGCGUAA